Molecule: messenger RNA, 1950 nt
Organism: Sporisorium graminicola
Lineage: Eukaryota; Fungi; Basidiomycota; Ustilaginomycetes; Ustilaginales; Ustilaginaceae
Exons: 1
Coding region: 1-1950 (649 amino acids)
Cellular component (GO): spliceosomal complex
Molecular function (GO): protein binding
Source: RefSeq, a predicted model, not a curated record
AUGGACGUGGGCAAGCUGUUCAAGCUCCCCGAGUUAUCCUCAGGUGCCGUCAACAAGCGCAAAUGGAACGCCCCCAAACCAGACGACCCUGCCGCCUCCACCUCUGCCUCUACUUCAUCUUCCGCCAUUCACACUGAAGCAGGUCCACCCGAUCCUUCCUCUUCCCGCCCACGCAAGGCCGCCCGAGUAGACGACGAUGUCGAAGACAACAAUGCCGACAAUGACGAGCCUGUCGAAGAAACCCACUUCUUCUCAGACGACGAUCAGGAAGAUGGCAGAUUCUUCGGCGGCGGUCUCACUGCGGAACAGCAGCAAAUUCUCGACAUCAUGGACAGCGGCGAGCAGGCCUCAUCCGACCCUUCGACCGUCAACGACCUUCCUGCGCUCCGCAAACAGCUGCUCCGCUUUGAACGCUCCAUCAACAAGAACGCAGAGAUGCGCGUCAAGCACGCCCAAGAGCCAGCACGCUUCAUCGACUCGGAAGCUGACCUCGACGCCGAACUCAAGAGCUUGCUCGUGCUCACCACGCAGCCUGUGCUUUUCUAUAGCGAGUUUGUCAAGCUGGGUGGUGCGGCAAGCUUGGUGGGGCUGUUGAGCCACGAGAAUGCUGACAUCGCCGCGGCGGCGAUCGAGGUGAUCGAGGAGCUAACGGACGACGAUGUGCUCGAUCAGGCGAACGCGCAGAGUGAGGGCGAGGAUGACGACGAUGCGGACAAGCAGAAUGUGGGGCCAAGAGCAUUAGCAGCGAUGAACGAGCUCGUCGAAGCGCUUCUGCAGCAGAGCUUGCUGGACCUGCUCGUGUCGAAUCUUUCGCGAUUUAACGACCACCUCGAAGCAGACCUCCCAGCAGAAGAAGCAGCGACACGAGCAGUGGAAGCUGAGAACGACGCCCAAGCAAUCUACCACACCCUGGGCGCCAUCGAGAAUCUCGUCUCUUCCCGAUCUGCGGUUUCAGAACAGCUCGUCUCGUCGACACCGUUUCUGCCGUGGGUGCUGAAACGCUUGGCGGCUAAACGUGCAGUCGACCAGAACACAAACUACGCAGCUGAGCUGCUCGCGAUCCUGCUCCAAAGCUCCGAGCCCAACCGUGCUGCCUUGGGAUCCACAAGGCAAGAGGAAGAGAAUGGGAUCGACGUGCUACUCGGCGUGCUGGCGCGAUACCGGCGCACGGCACCAUCGGGAGCAGAGGAGCAAGAGUUUGUCGAAAACAUAUUCGACUCUCUCUGCUCUUCUCUGUCCGACGCAUCCAACAAGGCGCGCUUCCUCGAAGGGGAGGGAAUAGAGCUGAUGGUGUUAUUGAUGAAGGAGAAAAAGUCCUUCGGGCGCACACGGGCGGUCAAGGUGCUGGACCACGCAUGCUCGGGGCCGUCCGGCAGCGCUGUGUGCCACCGCAUCGUCGACGCACAAGCCCUCUCGCCGCUCUUUAGCAUCUUCAUGCAGUGCAACGCCGGCAAACGCUCAUCCGCGACAGCGCAGACGGCAGAGCACCUGCUCGGCAUAUUUGCGUCCUUGCUCACCCACCUCCCGUCAGACUCGAUCCCGCGUAUCCGCGUCCUCUCGAAAUUCGUCGCCGACAACUACAUGCGCACCGACCACCUGCUCGACCUGCGCGACUCGCUCACCACCCGCCUCGACGCCAUCCCCCCCGCGCCAGAGACAGACGAGGACGAGCAAGACGUGUACCUGAGCAGACUCGAACACGGCCUGUUUAGCCUGCAGCUGCUCGACACGGUGCUUGCCUGGCUCGUUAUGGAGGAUGACGCGUGCAAGGACCACGUCGGCGUCAUGUUGAAAAGGAAAGGUGCGCGGUUUGCGAAUGUGGCGGAGACGCUGAGAGAGUACAGCGAGAACGUGGGCGAUCAGGUGGCAAUUGAGGCAGCAGAUGGAGAGGAGGGGUUCAAAACAAGGGACAUCCUCACGGCUCUCAUCGCGUAUCUCGAGUCGCUGUAA